Brassica napus (rape) is the source of this 894-nucleotide messenger RNA. Its product is annotated as nicotinamide/nicotinic acid mononucleotide adenylyltransferase. Bases 67 to 783 code for a protein of 238 amino acids. Gene Ontology annotation, biological process: NAD+ biosynthetic process. The record is from RefSeq and is a predicted model, not a curated record. Gene Ontology annotation, molecular function: nicotinamide-nucleotide adenylyltransferase activity; nicotinate-nucleotide adenylyltransferase activity. The transcript has 9 exons. NCBI's taxonomy places the organism in Eukaryota, Viridiplantae, Streptophyta, Magnoliopsida, Brassicales, Brassicaceae.
UUAUUCAUCUACUCGCCGGAGUGAUCGAUCGUUACAGGCUAAGAUUCGAUCAUCAUAUCAGUUCUAAUGGAUGUCUCUCUACCAGUGGAUAAACUAACUAUCGGAUCACAACCUAAGGAUAAAACUUGUGUAGUGCUUGUGGCAACUGGGAGUUUCAAUCCUCCUACGUUCAUGCAUUUACGCAUGUUUGAGCUGGCGAGAGAUGCAUUACACUCUGAGGGAUUUCAUGUUCUUGGAGGCUACAUGUCUCCUGUAAAUGAUGCAUACAAGAAGGAGGGACUUUUAUCCGCAGAGCAUCGUUUAGAGAUGUGUAAUCUAGCUUGCAAAAGCUCCGACUUUAUAAUGGUUGAUCCGUGGGAGGCAUCCCAAGACAGCUACCAACGGAGUUUGGUGGUUUUAUCAAGGGUCAAGACUUUCCUUACAAACAAUAUACGUGUACCCGAGGAAUCUCUCAAAGUCAUGCUACUAUGUGGCUCGGAUCUAUUGGAAUCUUUCUGCUCUCCCGGUGUUUGGAUCCCUGAACAGGUAAGGAGUAUUUGUAAAGACUAUGGGAUUGUAUGCAUCCGUAGAGAAGGACAAGAUGUUGAAAACAUGAUCUUUGGUGACAGAGUCUUAUACGAAACCCGUGAUAACAUCAGAACCGUCAACAAUUUUGUUCCUAAUCAGAUUAGCUCAAGUAGAUUAAGACAAUGCAUUUCGCGAGGGUUGUCGGUUAAGUACUUGACUGAAGAUGGAGUGAUAGAUUACAUCAGACAACACCAACUUUACACUGAGCUCACAUGACAAAAGCUGAGAGGAUUAUUUACUUCACCAGAUCAGUAUUAUUACUACACAAGCCAUUCAAAUAAUGUGUUAAACAGAUGUAAUCAUAUUAAAUUUUUCUCAUUAGAUUCA